Messenger RNA from Melampsora larici-populina 98AG31, 327 nucleotides. RefSeq lists its product as uncharacterized. Lineage: Eukaryota; Fungi; Basidiomycota; Pucciniomycetes; Pucciniales; Melampsoraceae. The coding region runs from base 1 to 327 and encodes 108 amino acids. Gene Ontology annotation, cellular component: mitochondrial inner membrane. The record is from RefSeq and is a predicted model, not a curated record. Gene Ontology annotation, biological process: ubiquinone biosynthetic process. The transcript has 2 exons. Gene Ontology annotation, molecular function: 4-hydroxybenzoate polyprenyltransferase activity.
AUGACAGGAGCAGGUUGUACAAUUAAUGAUCUUUGGGGUCAAAAAAUCGAUUCAAAAGUUAAUAGAACUGAAGAUAGACCAUUACCUUCUGGUUCGAUUACUAUACCUAAAGCUAUCACUUGGCUUGGAUUACAACUUAGUGUUGGUUUAGGUAUUUUACUUCAACUUAAUCCUUAUGGUAUCCUUGUAGGUAGUUGUUCACUCUUCUUGGUUGUCACUUACCCUCUUAUGAAACGUAUCAUUUAUUGGCCUCGAUUAGUACUCGGAUUUGCAUUCAACCAGGGUGCUUUACUUGGUUCAUCAGUAGUUUUAGGAGCCACGGAUUGA